AUGAACUCCGCAAUACUCAGUGUGCUGCUCAUAUCUCUCAGUGGCUUCUGCUACAGCGCUGACUCUGUGGUGGACGACACUGAGCUUCUACUGACCUUUCUUAUCCAUCGUCAUGGCGACAGGACUCCGAUCGAAUCAUUCCUAUCUAUGAGCACAGGUGCUGAGGAACUCGAGGAAGCUUCAGCUAAAUAUGGAUAUGGACAGCUAACUGAUGUUGGAAAACGUCGUGCUUACCAGCUGGGACAGUUCAUCAGACGGCGUUACGAUGAGCUCCUGUCUCCAAACUUCAACAAGUCAGAGAUCUACAUCCGUUCCACUGAAUCCACCAGGGCCAAGAUGACAGUUCUAACUGCGUUGGCAGCCGUCUACCCUGCUCCCGAAGACAACUGGAGCCAAGACGUCAACUGGACACCCGUUCCCUAUACCACCGUGCCUGCUAAAUAUGACUUCAACUUGGCAUCACUAAACUGUCCGACAUUCACAGCAGCUUUUUAUGAAUCUGGUACACCAGCGACAGUUCCUGAACUGGAUCAGUACGCCGAUGUAUUGGCAAAAUGGUCCAGUAUACUAGGAUACAAUAUUUCAACACAACCCUUAAUGGACGCUUACUCUUUGAAUGACUUGUACGUCAGUCAGAUGAGUUUAGGAAUCCCCCUGGAUGACGACAUAGCAGCUAUUUACCCAGACAUUGAGAAGAUUGCCGGUAUAGCUAUCAAAGCUAUAUACGACCCUGUAGAAAUGAGAUCUCUGUCUGGUGGCGUACUCCUGAACCAGUUCUUCACCGUAGCUGACCAGGUCAUAGCUGGAGAAGACGUGCAAAGAGUCCACAUUUACUCCGCUCAUGACGUGAACGUUUUCGCCUUUGAAGCAGCUACCAAAGUGGUCAACACUCAAGGAGUUCCCAAAUACGCGUCAGCAUAUGCUUUGGAAUUGAGGAAAGUUGUGAAGACUGGUGAUUAUAUCGUUGUGCCUACGUACCUGCCCACCCCCAGUGAGGACGUGAUCAAAUACCUUGAGAUCGAGGAGUGCGGCCAGAGAUGCGCCUACGAGAGCUUCCGCAGCGUCACUUCGAACAUCGUCUUAGAUGAAGAUGAAUGGAGGACGACAUGUGGCUUCUCCAACGACAUGGUCAUUGAUACUUCAUCAGUCGACUAA
This is a messenger RNA of Spodoptera exigua (beet armyworm), 1155 nucleotides long. NCBI's taxonomy places the organism in Eukaryota, Metazoa, Arthropoda, Insecta, Lepidoptera, Noctuidae. The record is from the annotation of a GenBank genome assembly.